AUUUGCAGAAUGGCAACCACCUACAAACAAUACAACACAUUUAGACAAGGAUAGCCAACGUUACGCAGUGGCAGAAAAGGAUGCCACUCCUUCUAACUAACUGAGGGCCACCUUUUUUCCCUCAGCACCAGUGAGACGGGAUGCUGCGCAGCAGAAAGAGCCUCAGCCGGCUGCAGCGGUGUAGGCAGAAGAGACCAACGUUACACCAAAGCUCCGUCCACCACGACGCACAGCCCCGCCAGUAAGCUCCCUGAAGUGGAAGAAAAGGUUUGGUUUCGCUCGAAGGGGAAAGCGCUGGAAAUAAUGUCUAUGAAUUCCUAUUUUUGUACUUGAGGAUUUACUGUUUACGCUGGCUAACCAGAUAGAGCGACAGAGACGAGGACCCGGACUUGAUAUUCUUAAUACCGCUGCCAUUCCGCCGUUUGGGUCGGGAGGGAGAGACACUACGGCGGUCACCACAACCGGGAUAACCUGGGAGAGAAGAGCCAAAGAGACGACGGGCGACUUUUUUCAUUUCAUUUCCGCACAGCUUUAAUGAAGAAGCAGACCUGCUAACAUUCUUGCAGAAGGGACCCUCUUCAACAAGUAUGGGGUCACCAUGGAAACCAUUUCUCCUCCUGUCUGUCAUCAGUAGCCUUUCAGACUUUGCAAGAGCUGUUGCAGCCCGGCCUAUAUCAUAUGCAGCUGUGUUACGGAUGAAAGCAGACAGCUCGUCAGUGCUCAACUCACACAGCAGACCUCGACAACACCACAGGGGUGGGCUGGUGACUACUGACUGGCCUGCUUUCUCCGGUCAUCCCCUUUCAGCCCUGAGUCUGCUCAGCUCUCAGGAGGACUACAGGAGUGAAGAAAGUGAAGAGUUUGGGCCGGUUUUUAUCCAUGAGCCAGACGAUGUUAUUUCUCCUUUGGAUUCUGAGGAAAAGAAAGUGGUGAUGCACUGUGAAGCACGCGGGAAUCCUCCACCCACAUACAGUUGGUACAUUAAUGGGACAGAAGUGGAUGCAGAGGCAGACUAUCGCUACAGCUUCAUUGAUGGAAACUUAAUUAUUACCAAUGCAAGUGAGAUCAGUGACCAUGGGAAGUACCAGUGUAAAGCAGAGAACAGCUUUGGAACCGUCCUAGGUCGAGAAGCUCUUUUGCAGUUUGCAUAUCUCGGGGCUUUCAGUGGGAAGACCAGAGGCGGGGUUUCCGUGCGUGAAGGCCAAGGUGUGGUGCUCAUGUGUAGCCCUCCUCCUCAUUCCCCAGAGAUCAUCUACAGCUGGGUGUUCAAUGAGUUCCCAUCCUUUGUUGCUGAGGACAGUCGGCGCUUCAUUUCCCAGGACACGGGAAACCUGUACAUCUCAAAGGUGCAACCCUCUGAUGUAGGAAGCUACAUCUGCCUGGUGAAGAACACGGUGACCAAUGCAAGGGUUCUGAGCCCUCCAACACCUCUAACACUGAAAACCGACGGUGUCAUGGGUGAAUAUGAGCCCAAAAUUGAAGUGCAUUUCCCUACAUCUGUUCUGGCUGCCAAAGGAGUCACUGUCAGGCUGGAGUGCUUUGCUCUGGGGAAUCCAGUGCCAACAAUCACAUGGAGGAAGAUAAAUGGCAACAUCCCCAAAAAAGCAAGACUUCGGAAGUCCCAGGCUGUGCUGGAAAUUCCCAACAUUCAACUGGAGGACUCGGGAACUUACGAAUGCAAAGCGGAGAAUCCAAGAGGAGGCACUGCUUUCAAAGGACACCUACAGGUCUACACCCUCCCUCAGUGGGUCAGAAUGAUUAAUGAUACUCAGAUGGAUAGUGGAGAGAAGCUCCAAUGGGAGUGUAAGGCCACGGGGAGGCCCCGGCCCACCUAUCACUGGCUUCGUAAUGGUUUGCCCUUGACAUCCCAGGGUCGAGUUGAAAUAGUGAAUGGUGAACUGACCAUUCACAAAGUGCAGCAGACGGACUCAGGAAUGUACCAGUGUGUUGCAGGAAAUAAAUAUGGGACCAUCUACAAUAAUGCUGAACUCAAGAUUUUGGCGUCGGCUCCUGUCUUUGUCCACAAUCCCAUACGGGUCAUUGCCACACUUGGAAAAGAUGUAUCGCUAGAAUGCAAACCCAGAGCGUCGCCCAAACCCCGGGUAACAUGGAAGAGCGGAGACAGAAGGAUACAGCUGAGUAGAAGGAUUAUGUUGUUACGGAACAAUACUCUGAGAAUUGUUAACUCCAGCCGAGCGGAUGAGGGGAGCUAUGUGUGCCGGGCAGAGAAUCAGUUGGGCUCGGCAGAGAUGACGGCCAUACUGUGGGUAAAAGAGGCCAUGCGUGUGGAGCUUAGCCCGAGCAGAGUGGAAGUGACCGUGGGGGAGAGCGUGGUGCUGAGCUGCAGGGCAACACAUGACACAUCGCUGGACGUGGCUUUCCAGUGGUUCUUCAACCAGAAACCAAUCAACUUUCAACAGGAUGGCGGCCACUUUGAAUACAUCCAAACACAGUCCUCCACAGUGGAUCUGAUGAUUAGGAGCAUUUUGUUGAAGCAUGCUGGGAAGUAUGGGUGCCGGGCCCAGACCAGUGCUGACACUGUGUUUGCCGAGGCGGAACUUCUGGUUCGAGGUCCUCCUGGACCCCCUGGAGUUGUAAUAGUGGAGGAGAUCACUGAUACCACGGCCACCCUGUCCUGGACUCGUGGCCUGGACAACCACAGCCCUAUCAGCACCUAUAAUUUACAGGCCCGCAGCCCAUUUUCAUUAGGCUGGCAAACUGUCAAAACAGACCCAGACCCAGUGACGGGGGACAUGGAGUCAGCCAUGGCUGUGAAGCUCAACCCUUGGGUGGAGUAUGAGUUCAGGGUGGUGGCCAGCAACGCAAUCGGGACCGGAGAUCCCAGUGCGCCUUCAAGAGGAGUCAGGACUAAAGAAGCAGUCCCUUCAGUGGCACCAGCCAACGUCAGCGGAGGGAACGGCCGCAGGCAUGAACUGGUCAUCUCGUGGGAGCCUGUAUCUGAGGAGUUCCAAAACGGUGAGGGCUUUGGGUACAUCGUCGCUUUCCGUGCCAACGGAACCAGAGGCUGGAAGGAGAAGAUGGUGACUUCAGCGGACUCUACUACGUACAAAUACAGAGACGAGACCUUCCCUCCUCUGACCCCGUUUGAAGUGAAGGUGGGAGUGUACAACAAUAAGGGGGACGGGCCGUUCAGCAGAGUUGUCAUCAUCCACUCUGCAGAGGGGGAGCCGAGGGACGCCCCGUCUGAUGUGAAGGCGUACAGCAUUUCUUCAUCCGAAAUUCGGGUGACAUGGAAACCGCCCAAUCCUGGCCCCGGGAGACCUAGAGGAUAUGAGGUCAGCUACUGGAAAGACAUGGAGCAGGAAGAGUCGGGGAAGAAACAAAGAACUGUGAAAAACGAAACGUCAAUGGUGUUGACAGGACUAGAGGGCAACAGCCUGUAUCUCAUCAGCGUAAAAGGCUUCAACAGCAUCGGCCAGGGUCCUGCCACUGCUGCUGUCACAGCCAACACCAGGAAGGCCCCUCCCGCUCAGCCGCCAACCAACCUCAUGUGGAUCCAGGAGGGCAACAACGUGACUUUAAACUGGGACCCAGUGAAGGCUACAGACAAUGAAUCAGAUGUCAUCGGGUACAUGGUGUUGCUCAAACAGGAGGGCCGAGGCCACAACCAGGUGACCAGAACCAUCAACCCUUCCACCAUGCUUUCACUGCCAGAGGGAGGCACCUACAUCAUCGAGGUGCGCGCCCUCAGCGAAGGGGGAGCAGGAGAACUCAGCUCCCAGGUCCGAGUGGUCACCUCCUCUGGUGUUCGAGCAAAAAGCAACCAGUGCUCAGUGCACGGCCCGCCACAGAGCCUCACAUGGACCGCACUGCUCCUGGUUCUUCUGGUGCCUUCAGCUUCCUGGUGACGCCACUGUGCCAUCCUCAUUUCCAUGGAGGGAGCCACCAGUCUUUUGCUCCCUUGUUCCCUCAGACUGCCUGCCUGCUUUGGCCUUCCCCCUCCCAAAGGGGCCCGAGGCCUGCCAAAGGGGGGUUGAGUCUGCCAGUUUUCAUGCAGCUCUUCAGAGUUCAUCCUUCCCUGUUUCGUUUGAGGCCCAGGACAUUUGAUUUGCAGAGUUCUUUCCAACAUCCCGGUAGUGUUGACUGUAGUGUACAUUGUGUGGAAAGAUUUGGAUUCAUCAUUUAAUCACGUGUUCCUCCCAUUGACUGGCAUCUAACCACUUCCAGACGGCUCCUACAGCUCUGGGGCUCUACAGAGCAUGAACAAUUCCUUGAAAGCUGCUGUGGUAGUAAUACAGGGAUCAGCCGGCCUGUUUCUUUUCAUUACUUAUCUGCAUCAAUUUACCCCUUGGCUGCCUAACAAGCAAUGCAGCAGAAGCUCAGUAGAGAUAAGUGCAUUGUUUUCUUAUUCACACAUCGAGGAGAAAAAACGUUUUUUAUGGAACCAAGAAUCUUACUAUUUCCAGACUUGCUUUUUGUACAUUGUGUUACCUUUAGAGAAAAACACAGUGGUGUGUGUCAGCUAUGUCAAACUCUCUGUUUUAUGGUAGUGAUUAAGCAAUGCUUGGUGAUACAGUUUGUUGACUGCUGGAUGUAUGGAGAUAGGAAACAGGUUCCGUCCUGUAGUGCCCGAACACGUCAGUAGACGAAGACAACUCUCGCUGUCUGUGCAAAUAAAUGUGAUGUAUAUUUUUUAAAUGGUUGUUGUUUGUACUUUCUAACAUUUAGAAAAUCAAUAUUUCUGACAACACUAACACAUAUCCAUUACUUUCAUUAUUGAUCGAUCUGCUGAUUAUUUUAUAAUGAAGCGAGUCAUCAUUUUGUCAAUACAUUUCUUCUCUUCAGAGGCCUGGCACGGUCCGACCAACAGCCCAGGAUCCAAAGAUUAUCAGUUUACAUUCAAAUAAAAUUAAGAAUAAUAUUACAUUUUCCACAUUUGAGAAGUAGACAAUGUUUGGUAUUUUUGCUUUUAUUUGGAGUAAUCUUAUAGUCUUAAUUUAAGAGUGUUAAUCAUUGGUUUUUAUAUCAUUUUUAGUCCUAGUGUUAAUAUUUGUUCUUAUUCAUUUGUAUGUCUUCUUUUUAGUUUUCAUCAGAGUCUAAAUUUUACUGUGAAGCAUUUUGCGCUGCAUGCUUGCAGGAAAAGUGCUACAUAUAAAUAAAAGUGAGUUGAGUU
This is a messenger RNA of Etheostoma spectabile (orangethroat darter), 5134 nucleotides long. RefSeq names its product contactin 5 (gene cntn5). Lineage: Eukaryota; Metazoa; Chordata; Actinopteri; Perciformes; Percidae. Gene Ontology annotation, cellular component: plasma membrane; axon. Bases 588 to 3869 code for a protein of 1093 amino acids. The record is from RefSeq and is a predicted model, not a curated record. The transcript has 24 exons. Gene Ontology annotation, biological process: brain development; cell-cell adhesion; axon guidance. Gene Ontology annotation, molecular function: cell-cell adhesion mediator activity.